This is a messenger RNA of Rattus rattus (black rat), 1085 nucleotides long. RefSeq names its product frataxin (gene Fxn). NCBI's taxonomy places the organism in Eukaryota, Metazoa, Chordata, Mammalia, Rodentia, Muridae. Gene Ontology annotation, cellular component: mitochondrion. The record is from RefSeq and is a predicted model, not a curated record. The coding region runs from base 340 to 966 and encodes 208 amino acids. Gene Ontology annotation, molecular function: ferroxidase activity; ferric iron binding; ferrous iron binding. Gene Ontology annotation, biological process: intracellular iron ion homeostasis; iron incorporation into metallo-sulfur cluster. The transcript is spliced from 5 exons.
ACUUCCAUUGCCUAAGGGACGCGGCAGUUGUAGCUGUUAGGUUUUUUAAAGCAAGGCUAUUUUGAUCCUCCGCGUAUCCUCAGAAUCAUCUACUGUCAUUCUGUAAAAUUGUUGUCAGUGAAUAAACUCGCGGAGGUCAGUGCUUCCACACUCGUGCUGCCCAAGGAUGCGUCCCGAGUCUGGCACAGAGCAGGCUCUGGGUUCUGGUUAAAUGUAUCCACAGUGCAGCAGUGCUGGACCUGCGCGCAGGAGCCCAGCCGCGGCACUCCCAGGGCAUAGCCACCAGGUGUCGCCACCAAGUCCCCGCGCGGGGCGGAGCGGCCGCUGAGUGGGAGUAGCAUGUGGACGUUCGGACGCCGCGCAGCCGCGGGCUUGCUGCCCCGGACGGCCUCCCGGGCCUCCGCCUGGGUCCGGAACCCACGCGGGAGGGAACCGAUUGAAACCUGCGGCCGCCGAGGCCUACAUGUCACAGCCAACGCCGACGCCACCCGCCACUAUCAUUUGAACCUCCACUACCUCGGUCAGAUUCUGAACAUCAAAAAGCAGAGUGUCUGCGUGGUGCAUUUGAGGAACUCGGGGACGCUGGGCAACCCAAGCUCUCUAGACGAGACAGCUUAUGAAAGACUUGCGGAAGAGACAUUGGACGCCCUGGCAGAAUUCUUUGAAGACCUUGCAGACAAGCCCUACACCCUGAAGGACUAUGAUGUCUCUUUUGGGGAUGGCGUGCUCACCAUUAAGCUGGGCGGAGAUCUAGGGACCUAUGUGAUCAACAAGCAGACCCCAAACAAGCAAAUCUGGUUAUCUUCUCCCUCCAGUGGCCCCAAGCGCUAUGACUGGACCGGGAAGAACUGGGUGUACUCCCAUGACGGCGUGUCUCUGCAUGAGCUUCUGGCCAGGGAGCUGACUGAAGCUUUAAACACCAAACUGGACUUGUCUUCAUUGGCCUAUUCUGGAAAGGGCACUUGACUGCUGUCCAGAUUCGAAGACAUUUAAAAACGAUCAGGCAAAGACCCCAGCCUCCUUCUAUAGCUGAAUGUCUGGUUUCCCAUUCCUGCUUCCGAAGAUAGUCACACUGUGUGCAACAA